This is a messenger RNA of Acaulospora morrowiae, 1636 nucleotides long. Lineage: Eukaryota; Fungi; Glomeromycota; Glomeromycetes; Diversisporales; Acaulosporaceae. The record is from the annotation of a GenBank genome assembly.
CAUCAAAAGUUGGCUUGGUAAUCCCAAUUCGAGUGUGACGAACUUGUCGUUCGCGGUGAAUGGUUCUUCACGGCAAUGGGAGUUAGAAUUGGAAAAUCUUUUAAAAGAAAUGUAUAACUCUAUUAAAUCAAGUCAGAUACUACUGCCACUUUUGUCGGAUGCUGAAAAACCAUCUAGUCCUCUUCCCUCGGGUUUGCACCGCAGUCUUAGUCAUUCGGGCUACCCGAACACUAGACUUAACACCCUCAUUGCAAAAGCUCGAAGAAUUUCUCCAAGCCCAAGUAAUGAUAGUCAGGCAAGAUCAGGACCGUCUUCACUUUCUCUACGUCGCACAUCGUCAUGUGAGACAGAAAUCACAACGGCAAUAACGGAGGAAGAAUGCGAAGAUGACAAAGCUUCAGUCACGGAUUCUAUUGAUACUGACGAAUCAUUGGAAUUAUACCUGUCCGGUGCUCCAUACGCCAAAGAAGGAUUGUUGAUUCGAAAGCAUUCCCGGGAGUCGACAAGCAAGAAGGCAAAAGACAGGAGCUGGAAAGAAUGCUUUGUGGUUGUUGAAAAGGGUGAACUUCGAAUGUUUAAAUUUGAAACUCAGUCUUCCCGCGGUUCUACUAGAAUGGGGGCAGUCGGUGGAGGAAAUUGGAUGGCGAAUGCAACAGUCAUGGGACAAGUUGAUCUUUGCCACACAAUCACGAACGCAUUGCCGCCACCUGGUUACAAUCGUGAUCGUCCUUUUGUGUUUGCUCUUUUAACGAGUAACGGCGGUCUUUAUUUCUUUCAAGCUGGUACUGCCGAAUUGGUAGAUGAGUGGGUAUCAACAUGCAAUUAUUGGGCAGCUAGGUCAAGUAAAGAGCCAUUGCCGGGAGGUGUUAGCAAUAUGGAAUACGGAUGGGGAAGAUGUUUUGAACAAAAUAAUGACGCUAGCGAGUUCGAAGAUUCUAGAAGUGUAAUGAGUGACCCUCGUAGUGUAGUGAGUAACGUUUCAUCAUACAAUAGCGAUCGUAUUUUUAUUAGCGAGUGGAAAAUACCAACACCACCUUCGGUUCCAAGCAACCAUGAUGAGACAUCUCAACUAUCGGCUCUGCAGAAAUACCGAGAUGAACUUGAGAAUGAGUUGAACGAACACAAGGGUUUUUGGGAUCCUAUGUCAAAACUUUUUAAUCCGCGUGACCCGAAUUAUGCAAAAGCAGUCGCUAAUUGGGAAAAGAAGUCACAAUGGUUAUUGUAUGAAAUUGUCAAAUACACCACAUACAUAGAAUCUAUUGAACGCUCUAUAGCACGUAAAGCUGAAAUGAAGAGGGCCAAAAUGAAAAAUGCCGAAACUGUAGGUGAAUUAAACAAAGGAAACAAUAACUCUACAUCUGGUUCCACUGACGAAGGUAACGAGAAGGAACGAGAUACUUUGGAACCAAAGGAUCGCACAAAAUUAUUGAUUCAAAGGGCCACAUGGACCCCGGGUGAUGGUUACAGCCUCAAUCUACCAAAAGAGUUGCUAUUUGAUGACGCGAUGGAUGAUGCAGAUGACGGCGUAAUCAAUGAUAACUUUAUUGGAAUUGAAGCAGCGUUGACGGCGGCUAGAAAUCGAACGAAUAAGAAUAAAUCGGCAGCACAUCUUUUGACAGAAACAAACCGUCUGUAG